Molecule: messenger RNA, 1654 nt
Organism: Staurois parvus
Lineage: Eukaryota; Metazoa; Chordata; Amphibia; Anura; Ranidae
Source: the annotation of a GenBank genome assembly
GAGAGCCUGUGCUCGUCUCAUCUCCUGUCAGACGACAUUGCACAACAACGGUCAACUUCGGCCUGUGUUGUCAGGGAGUGUCAUGUGACCACGAGGGGCGGGCACAACGUUGUCUCGGCUGUGAAUACAGAGCUGCUGUGGAGUCUUCCUGUAUCAGGCUUCAGGUCGGCUGUAGACUUACAAACACAAAGCACCAUGAUGAAACAGAUUGUGGACAGAGCAAAGCAGGCAUUUAACACCGGGAAAAACACGCUCAUUGGAUUUCCGUAUUCAGCAGCUCCAGGCUUUCAAACGGAUGAUCAAUGAAAAUGAUGCUGAGAUUCGAAAAGCCCUAAUAGCAGACUUGCACAAGAAUGAAUUAAGUAGUUACUCAUAUGAAAUAAUGGGGCUCUUGGGUGAAAUUGAAAUGGCUCUCGACAAUCUUCCUGAAUGGGCAGCACCCCAACAUGUCAAAAAGAAUUUACUGACCAUAGCAGAUGAUGCGUUCAUUAACCAUGAGCCCCUUGGUGUUGUCCUGGUCAUUGGAGCUUGGAAUUACCCACUUGUGGUUUGCUUGCAGCCUGUCGUGGGUGCCAUUGCAGCAGGUAAUGCUGUGGUGAUCAAGCCUUCUGAAGUCAGUGAACACACAUCCAAACUGUUGGGGAAAAUUAUCCCUCAGUAUUUAGAUAAGGACCUGUACCCUGUGGUGAAUGGCGGAGUGCCAGAAACAACCGAGCUACUUGCAGAAAGAUUUGACCACAUAUUUUAUACAGGCAAUACCGCUGUUGGCAAAAUAAUCAUGUCAGCAGCUGCUAAAUACCUGACUCCGGUGACUCUUGAGCUGGGGGGGAAGAGUCCGUGUUACAUUGAUAAGGACUGUGAUAUUGACAUUGCUGCCAGACGUGUAACUUGGGGAAAGUUUGUCAAUUGUGGUCAGACUUGUAUUGCUCCUGAUUAUGUCCUGUGUGAGAAGUCAGUCCAAGGUAAACUACUGGAGAGAAUCAAAGAAACUCUAAAAGAAUAUUAUGGCGAAAACCCCAAGGAAUCAUCAGACUAUGAGCGGAUUAUUAACAAGCGCCACUUCGAUCGUAUUCUUGCCUUGUUAGAAGGACAAAAGGUUGCAAUUGGAGGGCAACAUGAAGAGAAAACAUGCUAUAUAGAGCCAACUGUCCUGGUUGAUGUUAAAGCAGACUCAAAGAUCAUGCAGGAAGAGAUUUUUGGCCCACUCCUUCCUAUUAUAACCGUGCAAAAUGUAGAUGAAGCCAUUCAGUUCAUAAACCAGAAAGAAAAGCCUCUUGCACUUUAUGCAUUUGCAAACGACAAAAAGAUCAUUAAAAAGAUAAUCUCUCAAACCUCAAGUGGUGGAGUAACUGGAAAUGAUGUCAUUAUGCAUUUCACAGUUGUUGAGUUGCCUUUUGGAGGUGUUGGACAUAGUGGCAUGGGUGCCUAUCAUGGCAAACACACAUUUGAUACCUUUUCCCAUAAGCGAGCAUGCCUCAUCAAGUCUCUAGGUAUGGAAAGUGCAAACAAGCUCAGGUAUCCCCCUUAUUCUCAGAAGAAAUUGGAUUGGGCCAAGUUUCUACUAACGGUUAAGUUCAGCAAGAAAAAACUCGGUCUUGUGCUCCUCCCAUUGGUGGCAGUGGUGGUAGCUAUCGUUUUAAAGGUAAGAUUUUAG